Messenger RNA from Perkinsus marinus ATCC 50983, 1632 nucleotides. RefSeq lists its product as hypothetical. The transcript is spliced from 11 exons. The record is from RefSeq and is a predicted model, not a curated record. The coding region runs from base 1 to 1632 and encodes 543 amino acids. NCBI's taxonomy places the organism in Eukaryota, Perkinsozoa, Perkinsida, Perkinsidae.
AUGAAUGACGUCGUUUUACGGAUUCCCGCGAAUACGCAAUCUUCUGAUGAGAUAAUCAAAAAAAGUGUCUCGGAAGUGACCAUUUCUACCGCGCUGCUUCCCGGGGCUGAGCUUUCGUACGUUAUCGAGAACAUAAAGAAUCCUGACGAAGUUGGUCCUUCUUCUUGGGAAAUUACCACCUAUUUGGAUACUACCAUUAAAGACGCUAAACUGAACGCUGAGGGAUUCGAGGUGCUCGUGAGGAUAGAUGUGGACACGCGUGAGAGCAAAGCUGAUCCGAGGGUGUAUGGAGCGAAGGAAUCGACCAUAUAUUUCUCGAUGAUGAGUUCUCACCUUCUCCAUGGUGGGUCUGUUCUUGAGCUGUAUGCUCCGCCAGGGUAUGUAUUCUACAACAACAGCUUCGUCAGUUUGAGUGGAAUUGUAGAAGUUGAAGGACAGCACGGCUCGGAACUGGUUUCCUUUCACCUGAGCGCCAUGCUGAUCGGCGAGAACUAUGUGUCGUUGGAAAUAACGGCUCCCAAAGGGUUCAAGUUUUCUAUCGGAAGCUCUUGUGUGACGAACUCCUCAACAGAGGAUCAGUGGUCGGUUUUUAACGACUGCAACAGCGAUGAGAAUGUCGCUACGCUCACUACAGCAACGAAUGUAUUGAAUGCAGGUCAAACGAUUAUCGAUAUGGUGUGUGUGAAUCCUGAUGCUACACCACUUGACAAUUCCUGGCGACUUGCUCUCUAUCUCGAUGCUAACAUUUCCCAUUACUGGUAUAUUCAGGUCGAGGACGGGUAUGAAAUCAAAGCAAUGGAGGCACAGUUUCUGGGCAGUAACCGUCUUGGCGUGAGCGCUCCGGGAUUUUUCACAUUCGUGUCUUCCCAGGAAAUAGUUGGUCCUAUUCAAAUCGAUAUAACACCACCGGUCGGGUAUGAACUGAAGUGUACCCCGUCGUAUCGUGUCGGUCUGUUGACGCCUCCUCAAUGCGAGGAACAGAUCGGCACUACGGGGUCAGCCAUCAAGCUUCAGUUUUCUGAGGUGUCCAUCGAUCAAGGGAUAGGUUUCACUGUGGCUAUUGAGAUCGUCAACCCCGGUGCUCCGCUUACACCAGACCCUGAUACUGGCAUCAGUAGAAAUACUUUCGAGCUGAUACUUCGUGAUACAGAAGGCAACACCAUCGACGCUAAUAUGGCGGUCCUAGGCAUGGAUCUGGCCAACGUCCCGAUCAUUGGCUCCGCCCUAGCAUGGGAUGCAGUAGAAGCUCAGAGCAUCUCGAAAGUUCAAAUAGUCCUAAAAAUCAGUCGAGAUAUGCAACCUGAAGAGGUGCUCGAAAUACAUGUCGAGGCGCCCCAGGACGUGGCAAUGACCGCUCCAUCCAACGUCGUAUUGUCCGACAACAUCCCCGUAUCGGAUGUGGCUCCGGUAUCAGUAGCCGGAAAUCGCCUCAUUAUUCGUCUUAUGAGAGCAUCACUGAGUCUAGGACUAGUAACAGAAGUUGAAGGUCUUCGCGAGGGAACGGUGAUCAUUAAUUUCUCGGUGAAAAAUCCAUCACAGCUGCCGAACGCGAACUACUGGGUUGUUAAAAUGCUAGGCGAGGAUCGGGUUUUGGUAUUUCAGCACGUUUUUGAAGGGUAUUCACUGAGCUAA